Penicillium taxi is the source of this 1941-nucleotide messenger RNA. RefSeq names its product putative siderochrome-iron transporter (gene sit2). Gene Ontology annotation, biological process: transmembrane transport. The transcript has 3 exons. The coding region runs from base 1 to 1941 and encodes 646 amino acids. NCBI's taxonomy places the organism in Eukaryota, Fungi, Ascomycota, Eurotiomycetes, Eurotiales, Aspergillaceae. Gene Ontology annotation, molecular function: transmembrane transporter activity. The record is from RefSeq and is a predicted model, not a curated record.
AUGGGUGUCUUUGACUCUAUCCGAGGUCGAGACGACAAUGCCAGACUCACGAAGACUGUGGUCAACACUGAUGACCUCCAAACUGCUCAACCUGCAACCCAGACCGUCAAUGUUGACACUGAAAAUCCUGAGAAGCACCAUAUGCAGGUAGAGAGCAAGGAUACCCACCCAGACACUGUCCCUGUCGACAAUGAUGAAAAGAAGCACCUCGGAGAAGCUACCAGUGAUUCUGAUACCUCUUUCGGAGUCAAUGGUGUUGACGAUGAUGCAAAGGAAAUCGAACGUAACCCCGAGCAUGUUACCAAGCAGGCCGGCUUGGGUCAGCAGAAGGUCGAAGCUGCUGCUCUCGUUUGGAGCCGUCCUGCAGUUUAUGCCCUCUAUGCAUGGAUUUGGGUCUGUUUCUUUAUGCUGGCUCUGCACUCUGCCAUUGGCAGCAAUUUGAUCAAUUACGUUUACUCGGACUUCUCCCAGGCCCCACAGAUCUCCACCUCCUACAUCCUAGCCUCGAUUAUCGGUGGUGUUCUCAAACUACCUGUUGGAAAGACCUUGCAACUAUGGGGCCGUGCAGAAGCUCUGCUGGUCUCGAUCUGCAUCUAUAUCCUGGGCAUGAUUAUUCUUGCGGCUUGUAACGGUGCAAAUGCAUUUGCAGCCGGAUAUGUGCUCUACUGGAUCGGGUACUACUGCAUCUACCUCAUUCUUGAUGUCUUUGUGGCCGAUACAUCUGGACUUCGUUCUCGGGCAUUCGCCUUCGCAUUUGCUUCGACACCCUUCAUAUGUACCGCUUUCACAGGCUCUCUGGCUGCAACUUCUAUUCGACUUAGCUCUGGCUGGCGGUGGGGCUAUGGCAUGUUCUGCAUUAUUCAGCCCGCCGUCUUCUUGCCUUUGGUCAUCGUUUUCAAGUUUUACGAGAAAAAGGCUAUUGGACAAGGUGUUUGGACCCGCACUCCGAGUGGUCGUACGACAAUUCAGUCAAUCAUUCACUACAUUCACGAGUUCGAUGUUAUUGGCGCUUUGCUGCUUAUGAUUGCCUGGGUGCUAUUCCUUCUGCCAUUCAGCCUGGCACAGUACGGUCGCUCGCAAUACAAAGAUGCCAGCUUUAUCGCUCUAGUCGUUAUUGGAUUCAGCAUGCUAUUCGUCUUUGCCGCUUGGGAGAAGUGGUUUGCUCGAACUCAUUUCGUUCGCUACGAUCUCCUCAAGAAGCCCACCAUCCUCGGCGCCUGCAUUUGCUCAGCUGUGGUUUAUUUCAGCUUCUAUCUCUGGGACCAGUACUACUACAACUUCGUCCUGAUAACAUACGAUUUGAACUCCACCAUGGCUGGAUACAUGGCUCAGAUCUACAACGUUGGAUCCUGCUUCUGGUCACCAGUUCUGGGCGUUAUCAUCUACUUCACCCACCGCUUCAAGUACAUCUGUCUCUGUUUCGGAGUACCCCUAAUGAUCCUAGGCUCAGGUCUAAUGAUUCACUUCCGCGGCUCAGACUACGGCAUCGGCUACAUAGUCAUGUGUCAGAUCUUCAUCGCUUUCGGAGGUGGCACUCUAGUGAUCGGAGAAGACAUGGCCGUCAUGGCAGCUGGUGGCCGCGAGGGAACUCCAAUCAUGCUAGCAUUGAUCGGUCUAUUCUCCAGCAUUGGCGGUGGUAUUGGUUACGCUGUCUCCGCUGCUAUCUACAAUAACGCCUUCGUCGAUGCUCUCACUAGCCAUCUACCCGAUGACCUAAAGGCAAACGCUACCCAGAUCUACACUGAUGGUAUUUCCGUGCAGGAACUCUACCCUGUCGGAAGCGAGCUCCGCGAUGCUACCGUCUAUGCGUGGGGUUACGCUCAGCGAAUGAACUGCAUUGCGUCGACCUGUCUUCUGAUCCUUCUUAUCCCAGCUGUUGCUGUUUGGAAGAAUUACGAUGUGAGCAAGAAGCAGAACAAGGGUACUAUGGCCUUUGAGUAG